This is a messenger RNA of Pyrus x bretschneideri (Chinese white pear), 1917 nucleotides long. Its product is annotated as transcription factor bHLH63. The transcript has 7 exons. NCBI's taxonomy places the organism in Eukaryota, Viridiplantae, Streptophyta, Magnoliopsida, Rosales, Rosaceae. Bases 465 to 1760 code for a protein of 431 amino acids. Gene Ontology annotation, biological process: regulation of DNA-templated transcription. The record is from RefSeq and is a predicted model, not a curated record. Gene Ontology annotation, cellular component: nucleus. Gene Ontology annotation, molecular function: protein dimerization activity; DNA-binding transcription factor activity.
UCCUCCUCUCUCUCCUCUAUCAUCAUCAUCAUCAUCAUCAUCUUAAAUCUCUCUCUCUCUCUCUCUCUCUAAUAAUUCCGGCUAUUUCUUUGUCAGAUUCCGGCCAACCCUUUCUUCCUCUUUAUAUAUACCUAACCCCCUCCCUCUCCUCUUUAGCUCUCUCUCACAUUUCCACCUCUCUCUCUCUCUCUCUCUCUCUCUCUCUCUCUCUCUAACUGCUCCAGUACCCACCCGCUCCCAUUACACAUUAUUACUACUUUAUGAUCAAACCUGGUCCAUAAAACUCCUCAAUGAAUUGGGCAUGAGAAUUUAAUCCUAACCAAUCUGACCACAUUUUCCAAAACUAACCACAAUUCUUCACACCCCAAAUAUAUUAUUACCCAUCAAUUGUUUCCCCUUCGAUUUCUGAUCACAUCACUUGAUUUCAGAAGUGCCCAAAAAUCUGUUUGUGUUUUGUCUCUGUGAUGAACCGAGCUUUACCCGAGAUGUUGAACUGUAUGAACGCGCCGGGGACAUUUAUAGCCGGAAACUGUACCGACAUGACGGUGCUGGAGAGGCAGAGGGCCCGGAUGAAGUGGCAGCAGAGUGACCAUCAUGAUCAACAACAGCAGCAUAUUCAGUAUAAUUUUGGCGGGGGCGAGCUUAGUGGGGUUUUCUCCCUUCCAAUUCAUGCUCAGGGGCUUCAGGGUUUUCUGAGUGGUAACCGGGCGGUGAAACCCGACCCGAGUUCCGAAAACGGGUGGGCUGAAUUGGGUUUCGGGUCUUGUGGGUUGGUCAUGAAUAAUAAUGGCACAGCAGGGUUUGAAGGGAUGGGUAAUGCUCUCAAUAACAACAUCUCCAGGACUUUUAGCUGCCCGCCCACUGUAGCCACCGAGAAGACGUCCGGCGACACCGUUUUGUCUCAGAAGCUUAGCUUGCCGGCAGGGAAAGAAAGCUUUAAGAAGAGGAAGGCUGAUAAGGUGCAGAUCAAUAAGGCUGCUGCUGCUGCAGAAAGUGAUAGCACAGAGAAAAGAACAAAAAGUUGUGCAGAAAAAGGGGACUCCAAGAUCACAGAGCAAACCAGCACCAAGAACAACGACGGAGAAUCUUCUGGUGAUACUUCAAAGGACAAUUCAAAAGCUUCUGAGGUUCAAAAGCCUGAUUACAUCCAUGUCCGUGCGCGGCGAGGUCAGGCCACGGAUAGCCACAGCUUGGCUGAGAGGGUGAGGAGGGAAAAGAUCAGUGAAAGAAUGAAAUAUCUGCAAGAUUUAGUACCGGGGUGCAACAAGAUCACUGGCAAGGCCGGCAUGCUUGAUGAAAUCAUCAAUUAUGUUCAGUCUCUUCAACGACAAGUAGAGUUCCUGUCUAUGAAACUAGCUGCUGUGAAUCCGAGGCUUGACUUCAACAUCGACGACUUGUUUGCAAAAGAGCAGAUGUUUCCUACGUGUGCGGCCAACUUUCCGACGAUGGGGACGUCAUCAGAAAUGACCAAUUCUGUGUAUCUUCAGUUGAAUCCAAUGCAACAAUUGGUUUCAUCUUCUGGGUUGGAUAUGGGGUUAGAUUCCACUGAUUUGGCACUUCGAAGAACCAUAAGCGCUCCGAGUUCGAUCCCCGAACCAUUUCUUGACACAUCCUGUUUCACUCAACCCCAACCUACGGCAAUUUGGGAUGCUGAUUUACAGAACAUUUUCGAUGUGGAAUUUCAACAAGGAAGAUCAUCCUUUCAAUCGCAACCAUUUACAGGUUCCAUUGAAGAUAGCAAUUUAAAGAUGGAGAUGUGAAUGAAACGUCACUCAUUUGAUUCUUGGAAGAGUUUACUUUGAUGCAUCUGAUCCAGAUUAUUUUUUCUACUCUCUUUAAGUACAUAACAUAUUUAUAUAUAUAUGUUUGUAUCUAUACCUGCAACAUAGUAUGAAUAAAAUAAAUUUCCCACAAAAA